This is a messenger RNA of Fundulus heteroclitus (mummichog), 1680 nucleotides long. RefSeq names its product tripartite motif-containing protein 16-like. NCBI's taxonomy places the organism in Eukaryota, Metazoa, Chordata, Actinopteri, Cyprinodontiformes, Fundulidae. The transcript has a single exon. The record is from RefSeq and is a predicted model, not a curated record. Bases 4 to 1680 code for a protein of 558 amino acids. Gene Ontology annotation, molecular function: zinc ion binding; protein binding.
AAAAUGGAGAAGAGAGGAGUUCAACUAGACCAAGAUAACUUAUCUUGUUCCAUCUGUCUGGAUAUUCUAAAGGAUCCGGUGACUAUUCCCUGUGGACACAGCUACUGUAUGAACUGUAUCAAAGACCACUGGGAUAGAGAGGAUCAGAGGAGAACCUACAGCUGCCCUCAGUGCAGGAAAGCUUUUAUACCAAGGCCUGUCCUGGAGAAGAACUUCACGUUAGCUGCUUUAGUGGAGGAUCUGAAGAAGACUGGACUCCAAGCUGCUCCAGAUGAUCUCUGCUAUGCUGGACCUGAAGAUGUGGCCUGUGAUGUCUGCACUGGAAGGAAGAUGAAAGCUGUUAAAUCCUGUUUGGUUUGCUUGGCUUCUUAUUGUGAGAAACACCUCCAACCUCACUAUGAUGUUCCACCAUUAAAGAAGCACAAGCUGGUGAAUCCCUCCAAGAACCUCCAGCAGAACAUCUGCUCUCGUCAUGAUGAGGUGAUGAAGAUCUUCUGUCGUACUGAUCAGCAGUGUAUCUGUUAUCUCUGCACUAUGGAUGAACAUAAAGACCAUGUAACAGUCCCAGCUGCAGCAGAAAGGGCUGAGAAGCAGAAGGAGGUCCAGGUGAGACGACAACAAAUCCAGCAGAGAAUCCAGGACCAAGAGAAAGAUGUGAAGCUGCUUCAACAGGAGCUGGAGGCCAUCAAUGUAUCUGCUGAUAAAGCAGUGGAGGACAGUGAGAAGAUCUUCACUGAGAUGAUCCGUCUGAUCCAGAAAAGAAGGUCUGAUGUGAAGCAGCAGAUCAGAUCCCAGCAGGAAACUGAAGUGAGUCGAGUCAAAGAGCUUCAGGAGAAGCUGGAGCAGGAGAUCACUGAGCUGAAGAGGAAAGACGCUGAUCUGGAGCAGCUUUCAGACACAGAGGAUCACAACCAGUUUCUCCUCAACUACCCCUCACUGUCAGCUCUCAGUGAGUCUACACACUCAUCCAGCAUCAAUAUUCGUCCUCUGAGAUACUUUGAGGAUGUGACAGCAGCUGUGUCAGAGCUCAGAGAGAAACUACAGGACAUCCUGAGAGACACAGGGACAAACAUCUCACUGACAGUCACUGGAGUGGAUGCUUUACUAUCAGAACCAAAGACCAGAGCUGCAUUCUUAAAAUAUGCAAGCGAGAUUGCACUUGAUCCCACCACAGCAAAUAGGAAGCUGUUUUUAUCUGAGGGGAACAGAAAAGUAACAUUAGUGAACAAGCAACAGUCUUAUCCUGAUCAUCCCAUCAGAUUCACUGACUGGUUUCAGGUUCUGAGUACAGAGAGUCUGACUCGACGUUGUUACUGGGAGGUGGAGUGGAGAGGAGGAGGAGAAGGAGGUGUUGUUGUAGCAGUUUCGUACAAGAACAUCAGGAGAGGUGGGUGGUCAAAGAAAUGUUUAUUCGGAGCCAAUGACAUUUCUUGGUCAUUAUGUUGUGACACAAACUGUUGUGCAUUUUUUCACAACAACAUUAAAACUCCAGUAUCAGGUCCAGUUUCCUCCAGAAUAGGAGUGUACCUGGAUCACAGAGCAGGUAUUCUGUGUUUCUACAGCGUCUCUGAAACCAUGACUCUCCUCCACAGAGUCCAGACCACAUUUACUCAGCCUCUAUACGCUGGUAUUAGGCCUUACCUGUUUGGAUCUUGUGCUGAGUUAAUUAAACUGAAAUAG